This is a messenger RNA of Drosophila elegans, 1894 nucleotides long. It is a transcript of the gene Acph-1, whose product is annotated as prostatic acid phosphatase. Gene Ontology annotation, biological process: dephosphorylation. The record is from RefSeq and is a predicted model, not a curated record. Gene Ontology annotation, molecular function: phosphatase activity. The transcript has 6 exons. Lineage: Eukaryota; Metazoa; Arthropoda; Insecta; Diptera; Drosophilidae. Bases 183 to 1499 code for a protein of 438 amino acids.
AGCUCUUUUGUGUUGGUUUGGUUAUCAAAACUUGUUCCCACCAAAAAAUGUAUAAACAAGAAAAUAUGACAAGUGCUUAAACUUGACGUUGCCAGCUGUAUAUAUGCAAACGACACACGACUAGAUCGCCAGUUAUACGGUUGAGUCGCUGUGGGUCACUUGUAACAAGUGUGGCUCUCAAAAUGUGGAACGACCUUCGCCAGCGCUGCCUCAUACUGAUCUCUGUGAUCUGUGUGCUGUUUUUCGGGUUGGCCAAUGCCCUGCACGGCUAUGCAAAUGCCGAAGGUCACCAGCCAGAUAUGUUGGCCACACUGCCUGGCCAACUGAAGUUUGUGCAUGUGAUAUAUCGCCACGGCGACAGAACACCAGUAGAUCCGUAUCCCAAUGAUCCCUGGGGCGAUCUCAAUUACUGGCCCACCGGCUGGGGCCAGUUGACCAAUUUGGGAAAGCAAGAGCACUACGACCUGGGAAAAUGGCUAAGAAAGCGUUAUUCAGCCCUUCUGCCCUCCAAAUAUUCCAACCAGGACAUCUAUGUGCAGUCCACAGAUGUGGAUCGCACCCUCAUGAGUGCCCAAUCCAAUCUGGCUGGUCUCUACGAGCCACAAGGUGAAGACAUCUGGAAUUCCGACAUCAAAUGGCAACCCAUACCCAUUCACACCAUCCCCGAGAAGGAGGAUUACAUUCUGGCCGCCAAAGCUCCGUGUCCCGCCUACGAUCACGAGCUGGCCGCUCUGGAAUCGUCGCCAGAAUUCAAGGCUAUGACCGAGAAACACCGAGAUCUCUUUGCCUACUUGAGCGAGAAAAGCGGAACGUCUGUCAAGAGUUUCGUGGAUGCUCAGUAUCUCAAUAACACGUUGUUUAUUGAAAAUCUGUACAACAGGACACUGCCGAAUUGGACUGGAAAGGUUUACGGCGGCGAGGAACUCACUUAUGUGGCUAAUUUCGCUUUUGCCAUCAGUACUUACACGCGAAAGUUAGCCAGGCUAAAGGCGGGGCCACUUCUGCUGGAUAUGUACAAACGGUUUGACGACAAAUUUUCCGGACGUCUGAAACCAGAUCUCUCAAUGUGGAUAUAUAGUGCUCAUGAUACCACCAUAGCCAAUGUUUUGAACGCUUUGAAACUGUUUGAGCUCCAUAGUCCUCCCUACACGGCGUGUAUUAUGCUGGAGUUGCGUGUGGAUGAGAGCAAUACGCCACUGGUGUCUAUUUUCUACAAGAAUACCACCGCUGAGCCUCUGCCCCUGUAUAUACCCGGAUGUGGUGUGUCCUGCCGGCUGGAAAAACUUGGAGCACUUUAUCAGGAUGUCCUUCCCUGGGAUUGGGAGCACGAGUGCACACGCUCUACGAUGAUGAUGACCUAUGAGGAGGCCAAUUUGGGCGCGGCGACGGGCAUUCUCAUAUUAAUCAUUAUUGCGCUGCUAUUCGCAAGCUAUGGCCUCAUGAUUUACUACCGCCGGCGCAACUACAAACUGUAUACCUCGUACUCUCAAAUGGCCUAGUCGAAUACCUUCGCCAUUCACUGGAAGGCAUUACUUGAGUCAGAAUUUAGGACCUUGCCAACUCUCUAAUUAUCAAAGUGAUUAAUUUUCUUUCUCAUCCUAAGUUGCUUUUAAGUGGAACUGCCACUCUCAAACUGUUGUUGUUAAUCGUGGUUACUACUUAGUUAAAACCUGCAUUUCACACAGAGUCUGUCUGUUUUGACUAGUUUUGGUAGUUUAAGUUUGUGCAUUUGAUAAACACAAAUUAUUUAGCAUUUAAAUGGAAUGAUAACUGGUUGUUGUUGUUAUUUAGUGAAAGAUAUGGAAUACAAAGACUGUGAAAAGCGAUCUUGAAGUUGCAUACAUAUAUACAUACAUAACAUAUUUAUACACAUAUACAUGUACAUUUUUAUGAA